Sphaerulina musiva SO2202 is the source of this 585-nucleotide messenger RNA. Its product is annotated as exonuclease family protein. NCBI's taxonomy places the organism in Eukaryota, Fungi, Ascomycota, Dothideomycetes, Mycosphaerellales, Mycosphaerellaceae. Gene Ontology annotation, cellular component: mitochondrion. The transcript has a single exon. Bases 1 to 585 code for a protein of 194 amino acids. The record is from RefSeq and is a predicted model, not a curated record. Gene Ontology annotation, molecular function: nucleic acid binding; 3'-5'-RNA exonuclease activity.
AUGCCCGAAACACGCUCCAAAGAAAAUCUCGUAUGGAUAGACUGCGAAAUGACAGGACUAGACAUUGAAAAAGACACCAUCAUGUCCCUCGCCUGCUUCAUAACCGACUACCAACUCAACCUCCUCGACCCAACCGGCUACGAAGCCAUAAUCCACCAUUCCCCCUCCCAGCUCUCCGCCAUGGGAGAAUGGUGUACCUCCCACCACGGCUCCUCAGGUCUCACACAACAAUGCCUCACCUCCAGCACAACAGCAGCCACAGCAGCCUCCGAACUCCUCGCAUACAUUCAAAAAUUCUGUCCGGAGCGCAAACGAGCGUUAUUAGCAGGAAAUACGGUCCAUGCGGAUAAAAUGUUUCUGAGCCAGGAGCCUUGGAGACAAGUGGUCAAGUGGUUACAUCAUCGAAUUUAUGAUGUGAGUGCGAUUAAAGAAGCUGCGAGAAGAUUUGCGGAUGUGGAAGUUUUGAAGACGAGUCCCAUGAAAAAGGGUUUGCAUGAGGCUAAAGCGGAUAUUUUGGAGAGUAUUGAGGAGGCGAAGUGGCAGAGAGAUGUCUUUUUUAAAGGCAAGGAGGUUGGUGGGACGUGA